UUUAUUUUUCGGUCAAAAUGACCGGUCCAUUCUGGUUCUGAUAAGACCGACUAAAGAAACUAUUCAGUAGAAAAAAUCUUUAUAUUUUGAAAAAGUCUGGGGAAGUAUAAAUUCAUUAAUUUGGUUCAAAACGGUGGCGGGAAACACUUAUUUUUGUGUACCUGAGACGGGAAUCACGUUCCAUCUUCUAAUUUCCCUUCUUCGUGCUCUGCAAUACCGAAAGAGAACGAGCUUCGAGUUCGAGAUCCAUCUAACAAAUCGCUUCUUCUUUCUCUGAUGCUUAGUUCUCAGUUCUCAUGGAUAUGCACCUCAGUGAUUCAACUACUUCAGCUCCAUCGCAUGCCACGUUAUCCGGCACAGGGGGAGUCUGUUUGAUGAGAAAUGUAUUGAAAGGGGAACAACAUCCAUCUGUUAUCAACUUCAUCUCCACUUUCCUCUCUGCAAAUUCUUUUCGCCUUAAUUUUGUCCCUAUUGCUCCAGACUUCAUUUUCAAUUGUGGGGGUUUGUCUGUAGCAUUUGUUUUUGUGACUAACUGGGAUUGCAACAACGUGUCUCUGAUCUUCAGCAGAUAACUGAGCUGUUGGUUUUCAAGUCUUUAGUUGGGACUUUGUUAUCUAUUUCAUAAAGAGAUUUUCGAGUCUUAUGUUAGAUUCAAUUCUUCUCAUGCAGAGUUCAGAAAUUGAGAGCACAAUUUGCACGUUUUUAUGUUAUCAUCACACUCCCAGCUAAACAGCAAAUCGAUUCAUUUAUUCAGUCAUACUUGAAGUGAGUUAAAUACGUUGCUUUUAUUUUGUUCUGAUUGAUCAUUUGCUAUGUACAAUUCAUCAGGAGGUAAAAACUGAAACUUAGUACCAACUUUGAUGUGCUGUUCCAAUUGACAUUUCUUAUAUUAAAAAUAAUUACAGUAUACAAGCAGCAGAAAAUUGGAGAGAAACUGAAAGCUGAGGUCAGUUGUGCGAAGUGCAUACAAUAAUUAGUUGCCAGGACUACUUAAAGAAUUAAACUUAAAUAUUGAAUGCAUGAACUUUUAUUACGGUUAUAAAGAAGAAGCAAUCGGUGCAAGGAAUGAACUUUUACCGUAAAGUGGUUACUUCGCUUCCAGGCAUUGACAAUCACGACGUGAAUGGGGUAAAUCAUUUUAUUAUGAAGCAACUUCUCAUUUUGGUUUUUGUGAUUUUUCAUGCCUAAACCUAACAGUGUUAAAGCUCAGGAUUCUUGAUUAUAUAGAUGUUUAAACUCUGGAGUAUCUUUCUCUAACAAUAGCUAUAUCGCCUAAUAUUUGACUUAAAUGUGAAAUGAAACCAUGAUAAGCAUAUGCAUAUAGGCAUAGCUUGAGUUAUUUUGUCAUUCUGGUCGCUCAAUUCAGCUUAGUCAAGCUAUUGGUUCUGUCCAAGCAAUUGCCAAGGCAUCAAAAGACCAAAUUCUGGAGAACACAGACGUUUCUGCUGAGAAGGCAGAGAUGAUUUCAAGGUUUCUGAGGGACCCCAAGCUUUACUCUUCUCCCAAGAUCACCUGAUGGCGCAAAAACAAUGGAAU
This is a messenger RNA of Arachis duranensis, 1536 nucleotides long. Its product is annotated as protein PARTING DANCERS-like. The coding region runs from base 297 to 572 and encodes 91 amino acids. The transcript is spliced from 3 exons. The record is from RefSeq and is a predicted model, not a curated record. NCBI's taxonomy places the organism in Eukaryota, Viridiplantae, Streptophyta, Magnoliopsida, Fabales, Fabaceae. Gene Ontology annotation, biological process: resolution of meiotic recombination intermediates.